Pungitius pungitius (ninespine stickleback) is the source of this 1443-nucleotide messenger RNA. It is a transcript of the gene mid1ip1l, whose product is annotated as MID1 interacting protein 1, like. Gene Ontology annotation, cellular component: cytosol. The record is from RefSeq and is a predicted model, not a curated record. The transcript is spliced from 2 exons. Gene Ontology annotation, biological process: regulation of lipid biosynthetic process. Lineage: Eukaryota; Metazoa; Chordata; Actinopteri; Perciformes; Gasterosteidae. Bases 264 to 758 code for a protein of 164 amino acids.
CUCCCAACCCGCUCGUCCGCUAUAAAGUCUCUGUCUCAACCGUCAGUCUGUUGAGGAAAUUCUUUAUUUUCCUUCCCGGCGGGUGGUGUGAAGACCCUGAGAAGACUUGGUCUAUUCAACCGGCACGCCAAGAACAACUCUCCUCAGGUCUCCUCGUGGUUCAGAUCAGCCACCUCCUAAAACACCACGCAGCUCUGCCUUAAUACCACCACCACCACCUGCCAGCUCUUGCACUGUAACCAAGCCAACCCAAAGCCUUCAAAAUGAUGCAGAUCAGCGCCGACCCCGCCAACAACAAGCACUCCCUCAUCAACGUCAUGCACCGCUUCAUCGCGGCUGCCAACAACAUGGACGAGACCAUCAUGGUGCCGAGCCUGCUGCGGGACGUGCCGCUAGAAGAGCGGGCCGCCAGCGAGCUGGAGCCCAACAACAACAACGGCGACCAAAAUCACGAGCCGCCGUGUCCCAACAAGCAGAGGGACAUGUACGAGCACUACCUGCUCCUCAAGUCCAUAAAAAACGACAUGGAGUGGGGCCUGCUGAAGAGGGAGAUGAGCAGCGGCGCCAGCUUCCUGGAGAUGGCGGUGAAGCAGGAGGAGCAGCAGCAGCAGCACGGCGUCGAGAACACUGACCUGGAGAACCAGUUUCACUAUCACCUCAGGGGACUGUUUGGAGUUCUAUGUAAGCUCACGUUGCAGGCCGACCACCUCACCAACAGGUACAAGAGGGAAAUCGGAGGUGGAAACUUCAUGAGAUAGAAGUCACAACAUUUAUUUUUUAUUGUUAUUUUGCUCCCCUCUGAUGGACUGCUUGACCUGCACUAUGGGUUUUACUGAAGAGGUCUCCAUCUCUUCUUGAUCGUAAUGGUCUGUGAACCGACCAUCGGGGGGGAGAUGAAGGAACUUCUCACUCCCGACUUCCCUUGCAAACACACGGAUGGAACCAGUGACGCCUGCAUGCGUCCCUCUGCCUGUCUCUGUGCAGAACGGACUCUGUGGCAGAGGUUUAUUGAGUCUGUUCCCCCAAGUCCACAUGAAGCGCAGCACUUGUUCAUGGAGAAAUUUGGCCCUUUUUUGUCUUUUUGGCCCUUUUUUGUCUUUUUCAUUUCAAGUUUAAACCUGAAAUGGUCACCAGUUUGUUAAUAAAAUAAGGUUUCUGACUAGGAGAACUUGAAUGCUGGUUAUUCUGUCACUCCUUUAUUUUUAAAACUUAUAAUUUAACGCUGAGCUGAAGGGCUCUUAAACCUAUUGAGGUUACUAAAUCUUUCCACUUGGUAUUACUGUAACAUGGUGUGCCUUGACUUAUUUUUGUUGUAUACACAUAUGCCCCUUUCACUUAAUGUAUGACUGCUUAAAUGAUUUGUGAUAUUAAGUUGUUUGUCCUUUCGAUUUUUCAAAUGUUGAAUUGAAACGGUGAAACUGAAAUAAAUAAUUUGAAACUUUA